CCCCUGAUUAGUAGUUUAAUAUUAGUGUUUACUACAUUUGGUUUAAAUUGAAUUUGUUUAUAUUUUAUAUAUAAAUAAUAAUUAAAAAUGUGCACAGACUAUAUUCAAAGUUAUAACGAUCUUCAACAAGAAUUGGAGAAUGCAAAAGACACAUUGGUAGUUCUAAAUGAUAACAUCAAGCGGAUUAUUGGACGCGGUCCCAAAUUGGCCAGAGAUACUAGAUCAAAUGAAAUAAAACGUUGUGAUGAUGAUAAGGCCAUUAAACAUUUUCAGGACUCAUCUGGUUCAAAGAAAAGAGCAAAUAAUUCGAAGUCUGUUUUUAAACGAUUAUCAUCCCCAACCGCAAGAUACAAUAAUUCAGAAUUAAGGCCAAGACUAACGUCACGGGUUAUUAGAGAAUUACCAUCACGACAAGAAAUUGUUGCAGCACAGUGUGCAGAUUCUGAAUCUAGAGCAAGAAACCGCCGUAUGUUUGGAUCCCUUUUGGGCACUUUACAUAAAUUUUGCCAAGAAGAGUCUCGUCUGAAGCAAAAAGAAGAAAAAAAAGCACAAAUUGAAAAAAAAUUAGAAGAGCAAGAAAUUCUGGAAAAAGAAUCGAUUAAAAGAGAACGUGAAACAUUAUUCGUUGACAGAAAACGCAAACAAAUGGAAAUAAAAAGAUUGGAGUCAAAAAUGAGUCGUAUAAAAGACUAUGAAAUUUGGGAAAAUUCUAUGAAAGGCUUAAAAACCUUUAUUAAAACUAAAACUACUCCAUGUAUAUACUAUCGACCAAAGGUGUUGACGAAUAAAACCGAAAAAUUGUUAGCUGAAAGUUUAUAUGAUAUUGAUGCAAUUAUUAAUAAAAAGAAAGAAGAUCUGAAGUUAAAUUUAAUAAAAUUAGAAGAAAAUUUACAAAUUCCGGAAUAUGAUACCGGCGAGGAUGCGAACAUGUCAUCUGAUAAGAUAGACGAUGAUUUUGAUAACUCCUCAGUAACAGCUAAUGCAAUAGCAUCUUCAAUUUGUGUUAUUAAGGACAAAAAAUGUGACCCCGACUCGAAGGAAAAUAAAAUUAGAUACACAGAAGAACCAAUGUUAAGUAGCAGUGUUGUCAUUAUAAAUAAUUGACUUUUAUUUACAAUUUAAAAAUAUAUUAAAUAAAAAAAAACAAA
Calliphora vicina (urban bluebottle blowfly) is the source of this 1148-nucleotide messenger RNA. RefSeq names its product desmosome associated protein-like protein pinnin (gene Pnn). Bases 88 to 1104 code for a protein of 338 amino acids. The record is from RefSeq and is a predicted model, not a curated record. Gene Ontology annotation, cellular component: catalytic step 2 spliceosome. The transcript is spliced from 3 exons. Lineage: Eukaryota; Metazoa; Arthropoda; Insecta; Diptera; Calliphoridae.